This is a messenger RNA of Salpingoeca rosetta, 1242 nucleotides long. RefSeq lists its product as uncharacterized. NCBI's taxonomy places the organism in Eukaryota, Choanoflagellata, Craspedida, Salpingoecidae. The record is from RefSeq and is a predicted model, not a curated record. Bases 134 to 1144 code for a protein of 336 amino acids. Gene Ontology annotation, cellular component: nucleus; Smc5-Smc6 complex. The transcript is spliced from 12 exons. Gene Ontology annotation, biological process: DNA repair.
AAAAAAAAAAACAACGAGCAAAACGGAACGAGCGCGCCAAGCACAAGGAGCAGACGUUGUUGUGCCUGUUGUUGUUGUGAGACACAAGUGCAGAGGACGAGAGGAAGCAGCGUAGUUGACGAAGCAUAGCGUCAUGUCUGAGGCGUCGCUGGUGCCGAGCAUGGAGGCCCGGCGGAAACAGGCGCAAAAGAAUGCCGAGCAAAGGAAAGUGCGCCAAGACUUCCGCAACAUCCUCCGAGACAUUGACGAGCGACAGGAGGAUCUGAGCGUGCCGGGAAACCCUCACUAUCAAGAAGUGUUCAACAGAUUCGAUGCUCAGCGCAAGAACGUAAGCACCACAAGGGAGGGCCUUCUCGAGACACACGCGCUGCUGAAGCUGUCAAAGAUUGUCAAUCGGCAGACGCAAGCGCUGGAGACAACCUACGUGCCACUGGACAAGGUUUCCUUUGCCGAGCAAGUGACACAACUCGCAUUCAAAGGUGGUGCUCAGCCAGCGAAGCGUGCCAAGCUGGACUGGGCCGUCGUGGGUCAAGUUGCUUCCUCAAUCGCACAGCCACUUCCCCUCGUUUCCAUGAUGUACGGCCCCUUGAGCAUGGACCUGUCGAAACGCCAAGUCGCCAAGCCCACACAGCGCACCACAUUCGACAAAUCAAAGGCGGUCGUCCCUUCCUCUAACUUGUCAGAUCUUGAAAACGAGCAAGACUUGACGGCAGCACGCGUAAAAGAGGUCACAAAGUACCUCGGCAAGGCGCUGGCUGCGUCGAAGCGGCGGCACCCGGAGCGGUACCCGCGCGUCGGCUACUUUGAGUUUCUUGUCAAUCCGCGCGACUUUGGGCAGACGGUCGAGAACAUCUUCCACUUUAGCUUCCUGGUAAAAGACGGCGCCGUGGAGCUGUUUCUGGACGAAGCUGGCCUGCCCUGUAUCCGCAAGCCGAUGAAGCCAGCCCGCGGUGGUGCGGACAACGGCAACGGCAACGAUGAUGACGAUGACGAUGGAGCAGAUGAGGGCUGGCACGGCGGGAACGCGGGGCCACAAGGACGCAUCCAGCACGUCAUGUCAAUGUCGCACCAGGAGUGGAAGGCAAUCAUCGAGGCGUUCAACAUCAAAAAGCCAAUGCUGCCGCACAGGAAACCAUCAUCGUAGCUGUUACCCCAAACACAACAACAUAUUCCCGUUAUGUUAGACUGGCCCUUGCGUUGUUGCUCGUUCAAACUUAACGACUCAAUACACACAGAACACCA